Messenger RNA from Alnus glutinosa, 1406 nucleotides. Its product is annotated as UDP-URONIC ACID TRANSPORTER 1. Gene Ontology annotation, cellular component: Golgi apparatus. The transcript has 4 exons. The record is from RefSeq and is a predicted model, not a curated record. NCBI's taxonomy places the organism in Eukaryota, Viridiplantae, Streptophyta, Magnoliopsida, Fagales, Betulaceae. The coding region runs from base 266 to 1189 and encodes 307 amino acids. Gene Ontology annotation, molecular function: antiporter activity.
AGUGCAACAAAAGUACGAAAAAGGAAAAUAGUAUGUAAAACUCAACACACGAAUCGUACGUUUCCUCUCUGAACCUCAGUCUUUGUGCACAUUACCGACAAUAAUUCUCCAACACUCGCAACGGAAACAAUAAAAUAUUCCCAGAAAAUAAAAUUAUAGAAAGCAAAAAUAGAAAAGCGAUUACGGAUUUUCCGUUGAAGUUCAAAUGCGAGCUUCUCCUUCAAAUCCAAAUCCAGACACCCUUUGAGCCAAAAAUCUUGUAAAAAUGUCUUCCCAAAAGCAAGCGCUUUUCAUAUCCUCACUCGUCAUCCUCUGGUACUCCGCUAAUAUCGGCGUCCUCCUCCUCAACAAGUUCUUGCUCUCAAACUAUGGCUUCAGGUUCCCAAUCUUCCUCACAAUGUGCCACAUGUCAGCCUGUGCCGUCCUCAGCUACAUUUCCAUUGCCUUCCUCAAGCUCGUGCCCCUCCAGGCCAUCAAAUCUCGCUCCCAGUUCCUCAAGAUUGCGACUUUGAGCGUUGUCUUUUGUGCGUCUGUGGUGGGUGGGAACAUUUCCCUCAGGUACCUUGCGGUGUCCUUCAACCAGGCUGUCGGCGCCACGACGCCCUUUUUCACGGCGCUGUUUGCAUUUUUGCUGACUCUUAAGAGGGAGGCUUGGGUCACCUACGCUGCUCUUGUCCCAGUUGUUACUGGGGUUGUGAUUGCUAGUGGGGGUGAGCCAGGCUUCCAUUUGUUUGGAUUCAUUUUUUGCAUAAGUGCAACUGCUGCAAGGGCAUUUAAGUCUGUUCUUCAGGGUAUCCUACUUUCUUCUGAAGGGGAAAAGUUGAACUCAAUGAAUUUGCUGCUAUACAUGUCACCAAUUGCAGUUCUUGUUCUAUUGCCUGCAACACUUCUAAUGGAGCCCAAUGUCUUAGAAGUUACUCUGCCGCUUGGAAAAGAACAUAGAUUCAUGUGGCUGCUUCUUUUGGUUAAUUCAGUGUUGGCCUAUGCAGCUAACUUGUCAAACUUCCUGGUGACAAAACAUACAAGUGCACUAACGCUUCAGGUAUUGGGAAAUGCAAAAGGUGCUGUUGCUGUUGUUAUCUCAAUACUCUUGUUCAGAAAUCCUGUCACCGCUGUAGGCAUUGGUGGGUACACAGUAACUGUUUUGGGGGUGAUUGCAUAUGGAGAAGCAAAGAGGAGGUUUAGAUGAAUGGUUUGAGGGUGGUGGAAUUAUUACAUGGCCGUAGAUUCUUGUUGAAUAUUGUUGUAUUUAGGAAGAGAGAUGGAGAGUGUGUAAUUUCAUGUGGUCUUUGUAUUAUUUAUUCUUGUGUGGACAAACACAUAUUCUUCUAAUCAUUUUAUUUGUGAUUUUUUUGGUAAUAACAAUUCAUCAUUUUUCUUAAUGAAGCCGAGUAUUUAAUGUUCAA